GCUGCUCAGGCCAGCCGUCUUGAAGAUCUUUGGAAAGAACAUCCUAAAGCAACAGUGGAAGACCUAGAUCGCCCGGGUGUUGAUACUGAACCAGAGAGUGUGCUGUUAAGAUACGAAGAUGCGUUCCACUAUCGGCGUAUUUUUGCUCCGCUAGUCCGCGAAGAGGCUCGCCGAAGUGUUGGUCAUGUCCGUUGGGAUCAAGGAUUGAACAAAAAACACCUCGCAUUCUUUCAUUUGCCGAAGUUCAUGGAAGGAAGCAUGAAAUUGAUGAUCGGUGACGAGCUACGACUCAAGCAUAAUCAAACGAUCGAAAGGGAAUGGCAAUGUUUGGGACAGGUUUUCAAGAUCCCUGAUAAUCAUAGCGACGAGAUUGGAAUAGAAAUGCGUGCUGCUGCCUCGGAGAAAAUGCCCACUGAUCCGCGCAUCAAUUUCACUUGUGAGGCUGUGUGGAACUCGACGUCAUUCGAUCGGAUGUAUCAGGCGUUGAAUACACUAGAAAAAGAUCCUCACUGCGUUUCUCAGUACAUUUUCCAUAAGCUCAUGGGGCACGAUAUUGACGAGAUUCUUUUCAAAGUGCAACAACCUAAACGACUAUCGGCUCCUGGCCUUCCUGAGUUGAAUCACAGCCAAAUGCAUGCUGUAAAAACAGUUCUCAUGAGACCGCUGAGUCUUAUUCAAGGACCGCCUGGAACUGGAAAGACAGUAACAUCAGCCACUAUUGUCUAUCAUCUGGUACAGCAAACAGAAGGUCAAGUGUUGGUUUGUUCUCCAUCUAACAUUGCGGUGGAUCAACUUGCUGAGAAGAUUCACCGUACUGGGCUGAAGGUUGUUCGGCUUUAUGCGAAGUCUCGAGAAGCACUGGACACAAACGUUGAAUUUCUUGCAUUGCACGCUCAGUUGAAAGCGCUCAAGGAGUCUGCCGAAUUGCAGAAACUUCAACAGCUUGAAGGUUUUUGGAAUCUCUAA
This is a messenger RNA of Cooperia oncophora, 966 nucleotides long. Lineage: Eukaryota; Metazoa; Nematoda; Chromadorea; Rhabditida; Trichostrongylidae. The record is from the annotation of a GenBank genome assembly.